GUAAUGUGUCAUAUGUAAACCUUAAAUGGCCUAUACUCGCCAGUUAACAUCACUACUAACACUAGAUGCCGCCAUUUUCAAAAGACUGAAACGACAAGACACAACUCUACUAUCUAGUGCGGUUUGCCUGCUUGUGUGGUGAACACACAACGUUGCCAAAGCAGGCAGACCUUAGUAACGGCGAUACUUUGUUCGCUGCAACAUAACCAAGCUAGUUAAGCCAAUCAGAGUUGGAAAAUAUAUUCAAGCAAAGAUGUCUUAUUUGGAGUCAUCUUCGGCUCCUGGUGAUGAGGACGAAGCUUUCUACUUGCAGUCUAGAGCCGCCUACGUAAGUGUGUUCAGAUCUAGCCUGGCAAAUAUCUCCUCGAAACAGGAAUUAUGUCGAGUUCUCCAGUUGGCUGGCAGGAAUCCCUCCCAAGCCACUCUCGAUAAAUACUGGACCACAGGAACGACUGACAUGAACUUUGACGAUUUCUGUGGGAUUCUGAAACAUGAGCGGAAGGCUGAGAAGAACGAGCUGAUAGAAGUUUUCAAAAAGCUGGAUACCGAUGGCGAUGGAUACAUCUCACACAGCAAAGUGGAAAAGCUCCUUACGACCGGAGGUGAUACAAUGACACCUGAAGAGGUGAAUGCCAUUUUCUCAUUAAGUGACAUCAACAAGGAUGGCAAAUUCAACUAUGCAGAAUUCUGCAGGUUGCUUGUGUCAACAGUGGAUACGUGUCAGAUGGCCUCUUUGGAGAAGCUCCAAGCUGAUGCCAAGCUAAAAAAACAAAACUUUGGCAGCCAUUUAGGCGGUCCUCCAAAUCCCUCCAUGUCACCCGAAUCAGCAGCUUCUUUGCAGACUGCAGAAGCAACAUCAUCAGAUCCAGAUAAUACACAGAAGAAAGACAGCCGACCAUCUUCCCAUCCUCCUUCCGCUCGCAGUCGACGCUCAAAUGUGUCAAACGCAGCCACUGGAACAUCCAGCAGCAGCAAGGAGUGGCAUCACAGUUGCAUGAAGGGCUGUUUCUUACUGGAGGAGGAUGGCACUAUCAGCUCGCUGCAUUACCAGCUGCACCUGCCUCAUACAGCCUGUGUUACCCUAAGCAUCCAGCCCAUCACCCUCAACCGCAGAACAGACAAGCCUCCACCCUGGAUGUACGUGGACACGGCUCUCUUUGUGAUGUCAGCAGGCAGUACAGAUUCCUCACUAAUGUGUUUCACUAAUGCAAAAGACAACGAAAAGUACAUUUGGAGAGGAGAACUAAAAGCUGGGAAGUACUACCUGCUGCCUUUCUCCAGUGGCUGCAAAUUAAAGAAAAGGGGCAGAAAGAAUGUUUAUAGUAAAACUAUAGAACUUGUCUACAAGAAUGACACUGGACAACUGGACCUCACCAGGGAGUUCCGGGAGGUGCUAUCUGACAUCUUUGACAUGAUAGACUUGGAUGGAAAUGGUUUGCUCAGUCUGGAGGAAUACAAUUUCCUGGAGCUGAUGAUCAGUGGAGAAGAGUGUAAGAUGGGGACGUGGGCCAUCUGCAAAGAUAAUUUUGACAUGAAAAAGAACCAACUGACACGACAGGGCUUCAUGGAGCUCAAUCUGAUGGAAGCAACGGAAAAAGAUGGAGAUUCCGAUGACCUAUGGACCCUUGUGGAAACCAUGGGAUACAACCGUAGGCUGGAGCUUGUGGAGGCUUGCCCAUUUCAGAUAGAAGUGCUCUGCGAGGGCACAAAGCCAUCACUUCAGGCACUCAGACUGGACUCAGGGCCCAAGCUUCUGAACCAGGCCCUUCAGAGGUCUAUCACUCUUGCAGGAACAGCCAAACAGCUAAAGGGACAGGACAACGUGUUCAUCUACACCUACACAGGAGAACACAGGGUGUCAUCCCUCAUUGCCAACAAGUCCAACCAGAAAGUGACGAUUCAUGUCAACAACAAACACAACAGCAACUGCUGCAGCAGUCGAGGCUUGAACGUGUUUGCCAUUGAGGUGCCAGCUAGAACUAAAAUGGUGUGCCAACAUGUCCUGCCUAUCAGUGAGAAACUGGAUUGGACCUACAACUGUGUAGAGACUUUACUGCCUUAUAAAUAGUUAUGCACAGCAUUUCUAUACUUAAAAUGAAAAAGGUUCCAUUAAAUGAGGGGCUUACUUUGAGGCUUUGAGUACACAUCUCAUAUCGUUCACUAUCUACUGGUCACCACUACUGCGGGGUUGGCUUUGGGGAUAUUGCACUGGCAAUAAAGUAUGUGUGUCUGCAUUGCA
This is a messenger RNA of Nerophis lumbriciformis (worm pipefish), 2239 nucleotides long. Lineage: Eukaryota; Metazoa; Chordata; Actinopteri; Syngnathiformes; Syngnathidae. The record is from RefSeq and is a predicted model, not a curated record.